AUGUCGAAUUUCCGGGAACUGAAGAAGGCGUUGAAGCGUCCUGAAGGAUCAAUCCAUCACUUUAACGAAGCGGUCGAGAGGUCAAUGGAGGAGAUGGAAGCCGAGGACAAGGAGUUCGAGGAGCUGCAACGAGAGUUCGAGGAGGAAUUCAGGAUGGAGCGGGCUCGAAUGGGUACUGCUCCGGAAGUAGUGGAUGCUGCAGCUUGGCACGGCAAUGGUGCACCUCGUGCUGCUGGUGGAGGUCUUAGGCGCCCGAGAGACACACAUCCGGAGGCUUAUUGGCAUCAAAGGAGAUGA
This is a messenger RNA of Linum trigynum, 297 nucleotides long. NCBI's taxonomy places the organism in Eukaryota, Viridiplantae, Streptophyta, Magnoliopsida, Malpighiales, Linaceae. The record is from the annotation of a GenBank genome assembly.